AUGCAGACGCAGGCACUUGAAAAUGCUUCAGAAUCAACAUUUGGGCAACCAUUGCCUCCAGCGGAUCCCCAGCAUAUUCAAAGCAGUCAUUAUGGUCAAAAUGCUCCCACAAACAGUGAUGCAACUCGUUCAAGAUCCCGAUCCACCGAUGGCACUGACAACACCGAAGCCAGCCACAGUAAUCCACCGCUAAAUGAGCCGUCGGUGCCCAUUUCUCAGCCGGUCCAAAAUCUUGGAAUGGCGUUGCAGCAUGCCACAUUGGACACUCAGUCAUUCACAAACUUCAAUAAUCCAGAUCUCUUCUCGUUCCAGCCAAAUUCGCUACUCCAGUACCCAAUGCUCUCAUCUUUUGGAAGAAAUCCACAAAUGAAUGCUUUUGAAUCAAAGCCGGACGUUGGUCAGCUGCAGUCGCAGAUGCAGAUGCGCGAGGCGAAGCCGUAUAAAUGCACACAGUGCGUGAAGAGCUUCGCCAACUCGUCCUACCUCUCUCAGCACAUGCGAAUUCAUCUCGGUAUAAAACCAUUUGGACCAUGUCAAUACUGCGGCAAAAAGUUCACACAACUAUCACAUCUACAACAGCAUAUACGGACACAUACUGGCGAGAAACCUUACAAAUGCAAAUACACUGGUUGUGAAAAAGCCUUCUCACAACUCAGCAACCUACAAUCACACUCCAGAUGCCAUCAGACGGACAAGCCGUUCAAGUGCAAUAGUUGCUACAAAUGUUUUUCGGAUGAGCAAAGCUUAUUGGAACACAUACCAAAGCAUAAAGAAUCGAAACAUCUGAAGGUGCACAUCUGUCCAUUCUGUGGAAAAUCGUACACGCAGGCCACCUAUCUACAAAAACACAUGACGAAACAUGCGGAUCGAACGCGAGCAAAUCCACUUGGAGGGUUCCGACCUGACUUUCCCGUGGACCAGCUAGAUCUGAACUCGCCAUGGAACGGUCUUCCGAUGCCUGACAAUUCCCACACCCAGCAGUUUGACAUCAAUCAUUUCGCUAACCAAGCGAUGAUGUCGCAAGCGGUGGCCAAUCAUGGAAAUCCGUACAAUAAUCCGGCUCUACAGAAUAGCGCCUUCACACAGCUUCUGAACUUCCAACGGAACGCCAAUGCCGCCGCCACCGCGGCCGCCCCGCGGUACAAUUUCGAUUACCCGGCCAAUACGAAGGCCAGCGAUCGGCCUGGAUUCAACAUGAUCACGCCGCUCGAGAACAUCCAGCGUUACACCCAGCAAGGCGGCUCGACGGCCAGCACACACCAGCAGUUCUCGUCUAGUAUAAUCAACCAAAUGAAACCGUACUAGUUCGUGUCGCGACUUCCGUAUUCGUCCGUUUAGUUUCAUGUCGUCGUCUGCCGAAUCGAUUAUCGAUUGUCAGACACGAUACCAGGGCCACGCCCCCACCGCGUACAUAAAUAAACACACACAUGGUACCCAGAUCUUUCCCGGACUCCUGGAGUCCAACCACGCGUGAAACGUCAGAGACGGGAUUUCUCAUCACAUACACAAACAUACCCCACCCCAAGCACCCUUCCUAGUUGAGCAUGUAGGUUGACCCACAUGAUAUAAUGCAGUGCUCCAUGCACAUCCUUUGCUCCCCGUCGCCCACAUCCCUACUUCAUCACGGUAUUCGAAUAAUUACGAGAAUUCGCAACGUAUUGUGUGUUGAAUAGGUGACAAGUUUUAUUGUUUUGCGUAGUUAUUGAUUGUUUACACGUUUGUAUUAUGUUUGUUUUUUGGUAAGGCCCGAAUCAGACGAUCUAGACACAAUUGCGUAUCUGUCGGUUUCCUUUUCCUUUGUAAAUCUCUCUCACUCUCAAACACUUUGUCUCAAUUUUGCCAGUAUUUUUUGUAGGAUCGAGUUCGGCCAACCUAAACCGUCGCCUUCUAUGGCGCGGUGAGAUUCGAUAAGCCAGCAGGGUAGCAUCCUCUUCCUCCUCAUUCAUCCCUUCAUCCUAAUCCUCAUCACUCCAUGAUGUGCUUACACACCACAGAAUCGCCUUGACGUCUAUCCACGACAGUGUGUUCGUCUCAUUUGCUCGAAAAUGUACCGUAACUUUGUCAAUGCUUUGCCGCACAACUGCGGAAUCAUCUAGCGUCGCUACCGUUACGUCUUUUUAGCACAUUCCAAGUCAAAUCAUUUUUGGUGAAGAGCAACUGGUAAGUUUUAGAAAAUCAUCCUUUAGACUGGUACGUUUUCGGGCUAAUCUUCUUAUUGUUUGUGUUCCUUCGCUUUAGUGUGUUUUUGAGAUCCCAACUCUCUCUCCCGUCCCCUUUGCGCACGUCCCUACCCCACCCCUUGUGGUCGCCAAGCGAUCCGAACCCCAACAUAGCCAAUCCCAGCAAAAUUUCAAUCUCGACACCCAUUGUGAUUUCGUCUGCUGACGUCAUCAUCUCAUCCCAGUACAACAAAUCCCAGUCCGUCACCUCUUUCUUUCAACAGUUCACAGAGUCUCGGCUGUAUGUACUGUACUAUCUCCUCCAACUAGCUAAUACACUUCCACCAGUACCAGUAACAGUUAGUCAAUCUCGUACUUUCACCGCUAAAGCUACCACUAUGCCCUUCGUGACCCAUCGAACGCUCAGUGUCAAACACUGACUAAACAAACCCCUUUCAACUGAACACUUUCGCGCGCGCCGCAUAAAUUUCGCAGUUUUUCGUCUAGGUUUCUCGCUGUACAGUACCCGCCCCUGAAUUUUCUCUAUCGAUCAUCAUCUGGGUUUUGUCGUCGUGCACACUCAACAUCACAAAUACAGUAUAUUUUUAUAUGUUUCUAGUUGUAUGUAUGCUUUCUGAACAAGUUCUCUUUGUCUCUUUUCUUCAGUUUUGUAAGUCUCGUUUUGUUUACCACCUUGAAUACUGCCCGGUUAAGCGACGCUUCCCCGGUACACCAGAGAUCCGUUGUGUAGAUUUCAUACCCUGUGCAUUGUUCGAGUACAUUUGCUGUUUAAUAAAUAUUUAUAUAAGUC
Molecule: messenger RNA, 2970 nt
Organism: Cylicocyclus nassatus
Lineage: Eukaryota; Metazoa; Nematoda; Chromadorea; Rhabditida; Strongylidae
Source: the annotation of a GenBank genome assembly